AUGUCCUCCACGGAAUUUACAUUAGGAAUGCUCUUCAUAUCCCAGACUACAGUUGGGGUCCUGGGGAAUUUCUCUCUUCUUUACCAUCAUAUCACCCUAUACUUCACUGGGUGCAGGUUAAGGUCCACAGACUCUAUUCUCACACACCUGACUGUAGCUAACUUCUUGGUCAUUCUCUCUAAAGGCAUCCCCCAGACUCUGGCAGCUCUUGGAUGGAAAGACUUCCUCAAUGAUUUCGGAUGUAAAUUUAUUUUCUACCUUCACAGAGUGGGCAGGGGUGUGACUAUGGGCAGCACCUGCCUCUUGAGUGUCUUCCAGGCCAUCACCAUCAGUCCCAGGAACUCCAGGUGGGCAAAGCUGAAGCUGAAAGCUCCCAAGUACAUCAGCCCUUCCAACAUCCUCUUUUGGGUCCUACAUAUGCUGGUAAAUAUCUUAGUUCUUUUCUCUUUGACUGGCAAUCGGGACAAGAAAUCCAGCAAAAAGAGAGGAGAUUCAGGAUACUGUUCUUUUGUAUUUAAUGACAUAACCACAUGCUUACUGCAUGUAGCACUGUUUUCAUUCCCUGAUGUUGUGUGUUUGGGGCUCAUGACAUGGGCCAGCGGCUCCAUGGUUUUCAUCCUGUACAGACACAAGCAGCAGGUCCAACAUAUUCAUAGGAACAACAUCUCUGCCAGAUCCUCCCCUGAGUCCAGAGCCACCCAAAGCAUCCUUGUCCUGGUCAGCACCUUUGUGUCUUUUUAUACUGUCUCUUACAUUCUAUCCAUUUGUCUGAUUCUUUUUUAUCCAAGUUGGUGGAUGGUGAACACUGCUACACUAACUUCAGCAUGUUUCCCAACUAUCAGCCCCUUUGUUCUCCUGAGUCAUGACUCCAGGGUCUCUAAGAACUGCCAUGUCUGCACUGAAAAGAAGACACAAUUCUGUCACCUUAUAAAAAAUAUAUAA
This is a messenger RNA of Orycteropus afer afer, 942 nucleotides long. Its product is annotated as vomeronasal type-1 receptor 4-like. The record is from RefSeq and is a predicted model, not a curated record. Lineage: Eukaryota; Metazoa; Chordata; Mammalia; Tubulidentata; Orycteropodidae. Gene Ontology annotation, biological process: G protein-coupled receptor signaling pathway. Gene Ontology annotation, molecular function: pheromone receptor activity. Gene Ontology annotation, cellular component: membrane.